CGCUGAGCUGGACGCACAGGAGUGACAGACCCGGGUCGGAUUCCGCAUCAGAAGGGGGUCACAUUAAGCUGUAAAUCUCACGGUGGAACCCGAUCCGAAUGAGACCUGGUAACCUUUCUGGUACUGGACUUUUAAAAAUACUGGUUGUUUGAAAGUGCUUACUUAUAUAGUCAGCAGUUUUUUUUUUACUAAAUAAGUUCCCUCUGCACUUUGUUAUAGGACAAAGGGUAAUAACACCGAGCAGUCUGCUGCAUUUAUUUCUGAAUAUUAUCAGAAAAUACGACAGAAGUGCUUGUUUACCCCGUGCAUUUUGCAUUUAAUAGCUAGAUCUCAGCUGUAUGAGAAGCUCCUGGCUGAUCUGUUAUUAUAAUCGCAAGGGUGCAGAUAUAUUUCCUACACAAAGCCUUUAGCAGCAGCAUCUUAAUAACAGGGAAGGUUUUAGCAGAGCAUUUGAGUGCUUAGCACACCAGCACACUUCUCCCUUCGCCUGACCAAUCCGGUUAAAUUUAGUUUACUCAGGAAAAUGAUGCGGAUGCCUAAAGGCGUCUCUCCGGCAUCGGGUCGGCCACCGGUGGGACUGCCUUGCUCUCAGCAAAAGAUGAAGGUUUUGUCCACCGGAGGAGUGAAGACCGAGUUCUUCGGCACCGGACUGUCCAGCCCGCUGAUGAACACGGUACCGGCCGGCUACUUCACCCAGAUCUGCAACACCGCCGCGGCCGAACAAAGAGCCAACAGCCUGUAUUCAACCCCCCACGGACCAGAGGCUAAACCCAUCAGAUCAUCCUCCGGGCGACUGCCGGCUAAAAGGAAGUUGGAUCUAGAAGACCCUCUUUACCUGCCAGACUUCCGCACACCCAAAGGCAAAUGCAGCAUCGCUGCCAGGAUACCUAGUCCAAAGACUCCGAAGUCUCCAGGUGAACGGACACGCUACGACACCUCCUUGGGCCUGCUGACCAAAAAAUUUGUAGGACUGAUCGCAGAGUCUCCUGAUGGCGUUCUUGACCUGAACUGGGCCACUGAGGUCCUGGAGGUACAGAAGAGACGCAUCUAUGACAUCACCAACGUCCUGGAGGGAGUCCAGCUCAUCCGAAAGAAGUCCAAGAACAACAUCCAGUGGCUGGUUGGAGAUGUAUUUGAGGGUGGUGCGGGUGGAGGAGAGAAGGCUUGCGCCCUGAGGAAAGAGCUUGGAGACUUGGAGAGAGUGGAGAGGUCUCUGGAUGAACUGAUCCACUCCAGCACUGGACAGCUCAAACAGCUCACUGAACAUGAAGAUAAUCAGAGGUUGGGCUAUGUGACGUAUCAGGACAUCCGCACCAUCGGCAGUCUCAGAGACCAGACAGUCAUUGCUGUCAAGGCCCCUGCUGACACAAAACUGGAGGUGCCAGACACAGCAGGGCAGGGUUCAUUACAGAUCUAUUUAAAAAGUAAGAAUGGUCCCAUUGAAGUCUACUUGUGUCCAGAAGAGGGUCUUGAAGAUGCUAGCCCAGUUAAAAGUGCUGUCACCCCUAAAAAGGAGUUCCCUCAACCCCUGGGCCCUCCAGCUACAACUCCAAUGGAGCUGCCAAGCUACAGCGUCAAAGAGGAGCCUGCUGAAUCCAACAUUUCUACAGCAGCUCCAGCCCCCUCCUCAGCUGCAGCCUCCAGUUCCUCGCUGCUGGAUGUCGAGGGUCUGCUGGGUUUGCCUCCCAGCCUGCUCCAGAUCACGGAGGACCAGCUUCCUUGCACCUCUUUCACCCCAGACCCCAACACUCCUUUUGUCAGUUUCUCUCCACCGUUGGACCACGACGAUUACCUCUGGAGCCUUGAGGAUGGCGAGGGAGUAUCAGAUUUCUUCGACACAUAUGAUCUUGGAGAUCUGCUGAAGAGCUGAGGUAUAGAUGAAGUGGGGGAGGGAGGUUGCGGGGUAUUUAAUUGAAUGCCAUCUCAAGGUAGGAAAUAUUACACUAUGAAGCCAUCAGUCUUUGUUUUUGCCAUUCCUGUUUUAAUAUCAAUGAUGCUAAAGGAGGAGUUACCCCCUUUUGUUUAUUUUAAUAAAGUAAAAAUAAUUUGUACAUAUGAUUGUAAUAAAUGAUCGGAGUUGGUUGUUGGGUGAUGCUGAGAUUGACACUGAUGGGUGUCAACCAUUAGGAAACACUGUUUAAAAAGCAAGGAUUUUCUUGGAUUUUAUGUCACAAUUUCAUAUUCCGCUACACAGAUAGAAAUGUAUACAAAAACAGAAGUUAUUAUGCAUCACUUCACCAGCAACACAAACUGAUGCAUGUGGGUAUCAGGCAGUGUUUACAGUGUGACAACUCAGGAAUUUUUUUCUUCCUUGUCUCCAAAGUCUAAAUAUUAGUGCCACUCUUUGGCCCAUAGGGGGUAGCCUUGUAUUAUGUCAGCUUUAACUGCCAUGCAGCUUUACAGGAUUCAAUCACUGGAUGAGAGCUAAAGCCAUCAAGAAAUAUACACAGGGUGCGUUUUUAAGAGUCCUACAAUCUUAAAGAGUGACCAAAUGAAGCUGUGAAAAACUUGUUUAAUAACAGCUCUCUCCUGCCUUAAGCUUUAUGUCAGACCUUGUACCUGUGUGUCGUGUGCCAAAAUGUGAAAAGGCAGCCUCUGACAGCCGAUACUGGACCCAGACCCAGAGUUAAUGACUGAUAAUACUGCUACUCUGUGAGCAUAUUCCAUCUCUACUGAGCAAGAGCGUCACACUCACUCUUGUUGCUUUGGCAGCUUUUUUUCAAAUCCAGAUGCUCCUCUAUUGAUGUGAGUUUGCUGAUUUUAAUAGAGGAUUAUUUUUUGAUUUAGUACUGCAAAACUACUAUUGUAUUUCUGAGGAAAUAUCCCAAUAUAAAUUAAAUGCAGCAUCUGUGUUGCAGGGGGGUUAAUUUAUGUAAUUAAGUUUAAUUAGACUAGUAAUUUUCUUUUUCCUCUUGUCCUGAAAUGAAUGAAAUCUGUUGGCCUAGCAGCAACAACAACAGAAACAAUAAAGAAUGUAUAUCUUUACUGUUAAAAUU
Molecule: messenger RNA, 2996 nt
Organism: Morone saxatilis (striped sea-bass)
Lineage: Eukaryota; Metazoa; Chordata; Actinopteri; Moronidae
Gene: e2f2
Product: E2F transcription factor 2
Exons: 7
Coding region: 524-1870 (448 amino acids)
Biological process (GO): regulation of transcription by RNA polymerase II
Cellular component (GO): RNA polymerase II transcription regulator complex
Molecular function (GO): RNA polymerase II cis-regulatory region sequence-specific DNA binding; protein dimerization activity; DNA-binding transcription factor activity, RNA polymerase II-specific
Source: RefSeq, a predicted model, not a curated record